Messenger RNA from Salmo salar (Atlantic salmon), 1149 nucleotides. Lineage: Eukaryota; Metazoa; Chordata; Actinopteri; Salmoniformes; Salmonidae. The record is from RefSeq and is a predicted model, not a curated record.
AUCCUCUAGCUACCUUCUCAAGAGAUUGCAUCAAUAAAGACUGCCUAGCCACUCCUUCCUCUUUUACUCCGUCCUCCUCCUCCUCGCUCUCUCCGUCUCAGAAGCACAGGGCGGCCCCGAACAGACGCAGAGGCAGGUCUCCUCGCUGCAGCUCCAGGUGUAUAUCUUCCUCUCUGAGCCACUAUGAAUGUUGUGAACAGCAGCCAGUGGUUCCUGAGCCAGCCGUCUCCCAGCCCAGCGGGACCCAGUAAAGGACUGGGCUGUACUGAUACUUGGCAGGCAGAGACGGGCCGUAUUGCCCAGAUGAUAAUCACCAUAUUCAUCUUCCUGGUGGGCGUGUCCUUGAACAGCCUAGUGGUGUAUGCGUUGGCCUGGCGUGGGCGUGGCCGCCUGACGAGGCGUGGCAGCUUGGGCGUAGGGGAGACGCGCGGCGCCAGCAGCUUCCGCGUCUACGUGGUGAACCUGGCGUUGGCUGACCUGGUUCUCCUCCUCCGCACCCCGCUGAUGCUGGCGUACCUGGCCCACGGCUGUAGCUGGCCCAUGGGGAAAGUAGCAUGCCGCCUGGUGGUAUUCCUGAGAGGCCUGGGGCUAUACGCCGCAGCCUUCCUGCUGUGUGCCGUGGCUGUGGAGAGAUGCCUGUGUCUCCUCAGACCGGUCUGGUCCAGUCUGAAGCGUCCUCGUUGGGCCGUUCCCCUGGUGUGCGGUCUCCUCUGGGGGCUUGCUGCUACCCUGGCUGCUCCUUACCUCCACACUGCAGACCUGCUGGAGAUCAACGGUACUACCCAGUGUCUGGAAAGCAUGGGGUACAGCACGGGGCUGUUUGUGACAGAGACGGUCGCCGGGUUCCUCCUGCCUUUGACGGUGUUCCUGGUGAGUAACGUAGCCGUGCUGUGGACCGCCGGGAAAGCAGGCGGCGCAGGACCGACCUCUCCGUCCACCUCUUCUUCCUCCUCCUUUUCGGCGACUGCGAGACAGAUGGCCAGGCUGUACCGGGUCCUCUUCCUCACCAUGCUCCUCUUCCUCUCCUGCUGGGUCCCUUACUUUACCUGCCGCUUCCUGCGGGCGCUGGCCGCAGGGCGAACUGACCGGGCGGGACUGUACCGGGCUUCGUUCACGGGGCAUAUGUCUCUCUUUUCUUGGUGUACCUGA